UGCUUCCGCCAUUUUGAAAUUACGUCAUGGAAUUUUUGCAUCAAAACGAGGCAUUGCGUKGUUAUCUCAGCUGGUCAAUGAAGCGGACAUGCCGAACAGGGAUCAUUGUUCAGUGCCUUUGUGUCAAAAUAAUCGAUCAAAAAAGACACCUGGAGUGACCUUUCAUACAUUCCCCAAGGACAAAGCACUUAAGAAGCAAUGGAUUAUCAAGAUAAAGCGCGAUAUUGGUCGAAAUUUUGCUAUAAAUGCUUCAACAAGAAUAUGCUCAAAGCAUUUUCUGCCGUCACAAUUAAAGAAGUCUUUGGGUGGAAAAACUUACUUGGAGAAGGGAGCAAUCCCAAGUAUUUUUCCAUGGAGUGAUGAAAGUAAAACACAAAGAAAGUCGCCAAAGAAACGUGUUACCAAGGAUAAGCAACCACAAGCUGCUCCUGAAAUUGAGAUUGAAAUACUCCACGAAACAGGUAAUGCGAACUAACUUUUUUAAUUGCCAAUAGAUUACUUUAUUAAAUGUGAUUUUACAAAUGUUUAGGUGAUGAUAUUUUGGAGAAAACAUAUGAAGACCAACCAAAACAAUCCGAAUCAGCUAAUGAAACAUGUGUUUACACACCAACU
This is a messenger RNA of Exaiptasia diaphana, 612 nucleotides long. Its product is annotated as THAP domain-containing protein 6. The record is from RefSeq and is a predicted model, not a curated record. Lineage: Eukaryota; Metazoa; Cnidaria; Anthozoa; Actiniaria; Aiptasiidae. Bases 89 to 475 code for a protein of 128 amino acids. Gene Ontology annotation, molecular function: sequence-specific DNA binding. The transcript is spliced from 2 exons.